This is a messenger RNA of Cyprinus carpio (common carp), 1262 nucleotides long. Its product is annotated as gastrula zinc finger protein XlCGF49.1-like. The record is from RefSeq and is a predicted model, not a curated record. Lineage: Eukaryota; Metazoa; Chordata; Actinopteri; Cypriniformes; Cyprinidae. The coding region runs from base 2 to 724 and encodes 240 amino acids. The transcript has 2 exons.
CAUGAAGAUUGAAGAAGCAUUUAGAGUCAAACAAGAAGAUACUGAGGAACAAACAGAUCUGAUGGCACUGAAAGAAGAGAGGGAAGUACUGAAUGAAACUGAAGAGAAAUAUCAGUAUGAGAAUCUUCAUGAUUUCAUAACAGGAGAAAAAUCUUUUUGUUCCUUACAGUCUAAAAAGACUUCCACACGAAAAAGAGCUCAAAAGAAAAGAACUAGGAGUUACUUAACUUGCUUUCAUUGUGGAAAGACUUUUAAACAACAAGAAAGCCUUAACAAGCAUAUGAGAUUUCAUACUGGAGAGAAGCCUAACACAUGUUUUCGGUGUGGUCAGAGUUUCAGUGAAAAAGAACACCUUAAAGUCCACAUGAAAACUCACUAUGGAGAGAAGGAUUUCUCAUGCUAUCGGUGUGGAAAGACUUUCAGUCAAUCUGGAAACAUUAAACUCCACAUGAAUAUUCACACUGGAGAGAAACCUUUCACCUGCAAAGAUUGUGGAAAAGGUUUUAACCAAAAAGGAAGCCUUAAUUACCACAUUAAAGUCCACACUAGAAAGAAGCCCUUCAUCUGCCCUCUGUGUAGAAAAUUUUUCAAGCGAGAACAAAACCUUAAAGUUCACAUGAAAGUUCACACUGAAGAGAAGCCAUUCACGUGCCCUCAGUGUGAAAAGAGUUUCAGACAAAAACGAUACCUUGACGCCCACAUGAGAAGAAUUCACACUGGAUAGAAGAUUCAACUGAAAAGAUAACCUUAAGUACCACAUGAAGAUUUACACAAGAGGGACCUGUUUGAAUGUCAUCAGUGUUGUAUGAGUUUUACAGACAAGAAAAACCUAGGAAUCAUUCAGGACACCGGAGAGAAGCCUGUCAUGUGCCAUCACUGUGGAAAUACUUCCAGAAACAAAGCAAAUCUUGAGUUUCAGAUAAGCUGGAUGAUGGCAUACCAUCUUCUGUAGAGCUGCUUUACAGCUGAAUCACAUCUUGCAACAUUGACAUUGGUACUAAACCAACUGAAUUUAGUCAACACUGAACUGAUUCUAAUUGAAUAACUGCAUUGAUGUCUUUUGUAGAACUGUUUACAGCAGAGUUGAUGUUAUUGCAAACUGAAGAACUUCCCAGUUGUUCCAUAAUGUUUAAUAACACUUUUAUUUUUCUUUUAGACCAGUUUUACAGCAGAUUUUGAAUUUUCCUGUUUAUUUUUGUUAAGUGCUUUGACAGUCUGUAUUAUAAAUAGCAUUAUUGAAAUAAAGCUGACUUGAUAUAAGA